CAGUGGGAAACAGCAAAUAGCACAACUGCCUUGGUUACAGUGAAAACCAAAACUUCCAUUUUCUCGUCCUUUUUUCUCGGUAACCAAACAGAUUUUAAUCGUCCUCCCUUACCCUAGAUUUUCUCAAAUUCGAUCUUCGUAUUGUAAAAAAGAUCGAAAAAAUGGGAAAAGGAGGGGAAAAUCAUGGAAAACGAGAGUUUGUCAACUCUAAACCAACAGAUCCAGAUGUGUUCCCCGCUUGGGCCAAAGAUAUCCAUGAAUGCGAGAAGCAUUACGAUGUUAGUCAGAAAUCGGGAUUAUCAACGGCGGAAGUUGAGAAUCGGCGCAGGAUCUAUGGAAAUAACGAGUUGGAAAAGCAUGAAGGGCAGUCAAUAUGGAGUUUAAUCAUGGAACAAUUUAACGACACUUUAGUUCGAAUCUUACUGCUGGCGGCGGUUGUUUCUUUUGUGCUCGCUUGGUAUGACGGUGACGAAGGCGGUGAAAUGGAAAUUACGGCGUUCGUUGAACCGUUGGUGAUUUUUCUGAUCUUGAUCGUAAACGCGAUCGUGGGCGUUUGGCAAGAAAAUAACGCUGAGAAAGCGUUGGAAGCUUUGAAAGAGAUCCAAUCGGAGCAAGCUACGGUGAUUCGUGAUGGAAUCAAAAUACCUAGUUUGCCGGCCAAAGAGCUUGUUCCUGGUGAUAUUGUGGAACUCAAAGUAGGGGAUAAAGUUCCUGCCGACAUGAGGGUUUUGGAGUUAGUUAGUUCGACUUUGAGAGUCGAGCAAGGUUCGUUAACGGGUGAGAGCGAGGCGGUUAAUAAAACUAACAAGUCAGUUAGCGAAGACGCUGAUAUUCAAGGUAAACGAAGUAUGGUUUUCGCCGGAACAACGGUGGUUAACGGAAAUUGUUUCUGUUUGGUUACUCAAAUUGGGAUGGAGACGGAGAUCGGUAAAGUUCAUACUCAGAUCCACGUGGCGUCGCAAAGUGAAGAAGAUACGCCGUUGAAGAAGAAGCUGAACGAGUUUGCGGAGGUUCUAACUAUGAUAAUUGGGGUAAUUUGUAUUUUUGUUUGGUUAAUUAAUGUUAAAUAUUUUCUCAGUUGGGAAUAUAUUGAUGGUUGGCCUAGGAAUUUCAAGUUUUCGUUUGAGAAAUGUACGUAUUAUUUUGAAAUUGCUGUGGCGUUGGCUGUUGCCGCUAUUCCCGAAGGAUUGCCGGCAGUUAUCACCACUUGUUUAGCACUUGGGACACGAAAAAUGGCUCAAAAGAAUGCGUUGGUGAGGAAGCUACCGAGUGUUGAGACAUUAGGGUGCACGACUGUGAUUUGCUCUGAUAAAACAGGUACCUUGACGACCAAUCAGAUGGCAGUAGCUAAGCUUGUGGCUAUGGGGGGUCAUGCUAGUAGUUUGAGAAAUUUUAGGGUUGAUGGCACAACGUAUAAUCCUUCUGAUGGGAAAAUACAUGGUUGGCCAAGUGGUGGAAUGGAUGCUAAUCUUGAAACAAUUGCCAAGAUUUCUGCUAUAUGUAAUGAUGCUGGUGUAACGCAUUCUGACAAUAAGUAUGUAGCUCAUGGAAUGCCUACUGAGGCCGCCAUAAAGGUUCUUGUUGAGAAAAUGGGUCUCCCAAAGGGAUUGUAUAGUGGUGGAGCAGCUGGCAAUGAUGUUCUACGUUGUUGUCAAUGGUGGAAUGAGUAUGAGCAUCGGAUUGCAACCCUUGAGUUUGAUCGUGAUAGGAAGUCAAUGGGUGUUAUUGUCAAGUCCAAAUCAGGAAGAAGGUCAUUGUUAGUGAAGGGAGCUGUAGAGAACUUACUGGAGAGAAGCUCAAAGAUGCAGUUGCUUGAUGGCUCUGUUGUACCACUCGAUCAAAAUUCAAGGAUUCUUGUUUCCAAUGCUCUUCAAGAUAUGUCAAGUGGUGCAUUGCGUUGCUUGGGUUUCGCAUACAAAGAUGAGCUCCCUGAGUUUGAAACCUAUGAUGGUAGUGAUGAUCAUCCAGCUCAUGCCCUAUUACUUGACCCAUCCAACUAUCCAUCAAUUGAGAGCAAUCUUACUUUUGUUGGCUUGGUUGGACUAAGGGACCCUCCACGUCAAGAGGUACAUCAAGCAAUUGAGGACUGUAAAGCAGCUGGCAUUCGUGUUAUGGUUAUAACCGGAGAUAACAAAAAUACAGCAGAAGCUAUAUGCCGUGAAAUAGGUGUUUUUGGGCCGAUGGAAGACAUCAGUUCAAAAAGUUUAACUGGGAAGGAGUUUAUGGCACUUUCAGAUCAGAAAGCUCAUCUGAGACAAAGUGGUGGGCUUCUAUUUUCUAGGGCUGAACCGAGACACAAGCAAGAGAUAGUGAGAUUGCUAAAGGAAGAUGGAGAGGUGGUUGCUAUGACUGGUGAUGGAGUAAAUGAUGCACCUGCCUUGAAACUAGCUGAUAUUGGAAUUGCUAUGGGCAUUGCUGGAACGGAGGUAGCAAAGGAAGCUUCUGACAUGGUGUUGGCAGAUGACAAUUUCAGUACAAUUGUUUCUGCCGUCGGUGAAGGAAGAUCCAUUUACGACAACAUGAAAGCUUUUAUCAGGUACAUGAUCUCGUCAAAUAUCGGUGAGGUUGCCUCCAUAUUCCUAACAGCAGCAUUGGGUAUACCUGAGGGCCUGAUUCCAGUUCAACUUCUCUGGGUUAAUCUUGUUACGGAUGGACCACCUGCAACAGCUUUGGGAUUCAAUCCUCCGGACAAGGAUAUCAUGAAGAAGCCUCCUCGGAGAAGUGAUGAUUCACUCAUCACUGCUUGGAUUUUAUUCCGCUAUCUGGUUAUUGGACUAUAUGUUGGAGUAGCAACUGUUGGCGUCUUCAUCAUUUGGUAUACACACGGUUCCUUCUUGGGCAUUGAUCUUAGCGGGGACGGCCACACCCUUGUCACAUACCCCCAGCUCGCCAACUGGGCCCAGUGCUCAUCCUGGAAAAAUUUCACUGUUUCACCUUUCACAGCCGGGAACCAAGUCUUCUCCUUUGAAAAUAAUCCAUGCGAUUACUUCCAAGGCGGCAAAGUAAAAGCAAUGACACUUUCCCUCUCGGUUUUAGUUGCCAUCGAAAUGUUCAACUCCCUUAAUGCCCUCUCUGAAGAUGGAAGUCUCUUGACAAUGCCUCCAUGGGUCAACCCUUGGCUCCUCCUCGCCAUGUCUGUGUCAUUCGGCCUGCACUUCUUGAUCCUCUAUGUGCCAUUCCUUGCUCAAGUAUUCGGUAUCGUACCUUUAAGCUUUAACGAAUGGCUGCUGGUUCUGGCUGUCGCAUUCCCUGUGAUUUUGAUCGACGAAGUGUUGAAGUUCGUAGGGAGGUUGGGACGGCGGAUGAGAUCGUCCAGUCAAAGACCUUUGAAACCCAAAACAGAGUGAAGACAGAUAUGGUAUAAAUCCGAUAAGUGGAUACUAGACAGCCAAUGCUAGCCUCUAAAAUGAUUAAAAUUCUUGGGAACUGUCCUCUAACAUGGCGUUUUUACAAUCUGUGUGUUAUAUAAUGUAUUAUUGGUUUUAUCUGUAACUCCCUCACUUAAUUUCAGGAAAGGGGGGGCGGUUUGGACCACAAAGAACUAGCUAAAGCUAAACUAUGCCUUUAUUGCUUUUUUUUACUAGGUUUUUCAUGAUUCAAACUCAUUUUUUUUUGUCAGAAAAUGCAAAAGGAAACUUUUCUGAGUUA
This is a messenger RNA of Gossypium raimondii (Peruvian cotton), 3648 nucleotides long. RefSeq names its product calcium-transporting ATPase 1, endoplasmic reticulum-type. Lineage: Eukaryota; Viridiplantae; Streptophyta; Magnoliopsida; Malvales; Malvaceae. The coding region runs from base 162 to 3347 and encodes 1061 amino acids. Gene Ontology annotation, biological process: intracellular calcium ion homeostasis; calcium ion transmembrane transport. The transcript is spliced from 8 exons. Gene Ontology annotation, molecular function: ATP binding; P-type calcium transporter activity; ATP hydrolysis activity. Gene Ontology annotation, cellular component: membrane. The record is from RefSeq and is a predicted model, not a curated record.